GGCAUCGAGCCAGAUCGAAAGCCCAGAAUCGACGUUGACCGUUGACAUCGAUACGUAUCAACAAAACCCACAAGCCCAGUGUCCAGCGUUUUCGGUUUUAACACAUCCUCAAAAACUGUCACUUAUUGGACACGUACGGGGUUUUCUGCAGGAUCGACCCUCGUCUCACCCGUGGCUAUGGGAAGAGUCGAAUAAGCCAGAUCACCCAAGGACGAAGCAUGAGCGAAUGCGACCAGUUCACCGAAGAUUCCCAGUCGGAAAACGGAUCGAAGUGCGACGUAAAUGAAGCACACGACAAGACAUUCUACGAUUCUUUUCCAUUCAAGAGCCACAAAUUCAACAGAUUUUUGGUGAUAUCCAUCCUCCAGGAGUAUAUUGAGAGCGGUGCUUCCGUGAAAACACCUGUGCGAUGUGUGGACGUCGUGAGCGAUUGCGGGGGCAAUGGCCUGUUCUGGAAGUUGACGUUUGGUUCAAGCAUCGAUGUUGUCGUCAAUAACUGUGAAGCGCAGAUUGCUGAGCUGAUCGAGCGGAAUGCUUCACUCAACAACCUCAAAGUCUGCGUAGCAAACAAAGACCCCUGCGUCCUCUUGCACGAGCGUGGAUAUAAUUUUGUAUAUUUGGAUUGUAAAACAGAAGCUGCUCAGUGCUUUGAUGCAGCUGUUAGGAAUAUUUCAAGGCAGGGGAUUUUUGUAGUGACGACCAAUGAUGACAGUUCACUCCACGGUGGAGACAACAAUGUUGCUUUUAGGCGUUACGGAGGCCGCAUUACAAGGACGACUUAUGCGGCUGAGCUUGGGAUACGCCUGUUCAUCGCCGCGCUCGCUAGGUCUGCAGCGAGACAUGACAGAGCGAUACGAGUCCUACUAUGUGCUGUGUACAAGAGCACCUUCACAGUCGCCAUUAUGUGUUUGAAUGGAGCGUCAUUGGCGAACAGAGUUAUCAAGGAAGAAAUACGCUCCCUCAAACACUGCAUGGUCUGUGAAGAGCGUGUAUUCUACCCUCCCGAAACUGAAUUUCCCGUAGAUCACAAUUCAGUCAAACUCCCAUGUGAGUGUUCGAAAAACGCACCGGGAGAGACGUGUCAGGUGUUGGGCCCUUUGUGGUCAGGCGAUCUCUUCGACAGAGACUUUAUCGACCGGAUGUUAUUCCGUGGCCUCGUCGGUGACCAGUUUUUGGAGAAAGAGCUCAAAACCAUACUCGAAGAGUCAAAAUGCCCGUCGAAAGAGGAUGACAACGUUGGCGGCAAGAGGAUGAAGAUGGAUCAUGUUUCCUCGCCACCUUUUUACUACAAUGUCCACAAGCACCACCCGAGGUCUGAACAGCAAGUGACGAUGAAUAAGAUUAUAAACGAGCUGAGGAACGCAGGUUUUAGGGCGAGCAGGACCCACUUCGACAAAGUCUCGAUUCGCACAAACGCAAACAUGCGCGAAAUGGCUUAUAUUAUCAAGAAAAUUGGUGAAAAGUGAGGAUUUAGAUUUGUUUCUGUUUAGCAAGAAAAAAAAUUCAACCUUACAUUGUACCUUUUUGUAAAUAUUUAAAAGUAAGAACUAUUUAUUUCCUAAUUCCAUGUGUAUUUAAUGUUGUAUAUAAUAAAACAUUAUAAUUAAUUACACUUAAGUUUUUCAUUUAUUUAUUUUUUUAUGGGGGUCAUAACAGCAAUGAUUGUAUCAACCCAUGGGAGGUUUUCUGGGG
Molecule: messenger RNA, 1692 nt
Organism: Cimex lectularius (bed bug)
Lineage: Eukaryota; Metazoa; Arthropoda; Insecta; Hemiptera; Cimicidae
Product: TRMT1-like protein
Exons: 6
Coding region: 219-1466 (415 amino acids)
Biological process (GO): tRNA N2-guanine methylation
Cellular component (GO): nucleus
Molecular function (GO): RNA binding
Source: RefSeq, a predicted model, not a curated record